Molecule: messenger RNA, 4026 nt
Organism: Purpureocillium takamizusanense
Lineage: Eukaryota; Fungi; Ascomycota; Sordariomycetes; Hypocreales; Ophiocordycipitaceae
Exons: 2
Coding region: 839-3742 (967 amino acids)
Biological process (GO): transmembrane transport; fungal-type cell wall biogenesis
Source: RefSeq, a predicted model, not a curated record
CUUGCGCUUCCCGCUGCCCCGAGCGUUAUUGCCAUGUACCUGGCCGGCCACCACUCACGGCUAGACAAACAACCUCUCCUCCACAUCUGUGCCGUCAAGCUCCCGCGUUCUCCCCAAACCAUCAACAAACCUCACACCAUCCGCCGUCCUCAGCGGAGCGUGGAGCCCGCAAUCAGCAAUUCGCCAGCGUUGCGGCACGGCUCGAGCAGCGCCAUCCAGGUAGCUGCCAGUGGUUGGUCGACUUGCUCUUGUUAGCGCUUGCUGCUGCGUCUCGGCGCAUUGCUCCACCAUCUCGACCAAAUCACGGGCGGGAUCCCACUGAUCCCUCCCUCCGUCAGCUUUGCGCACCGACAGCGUGCAUUACGUUGCGGUGCGGUGCGGUGCGGUGCGGUGCUUUGCUCAAACAACGGCGCCCGACGAAUCACUCCUGCCGGUCCAUCUCAGGCCUCCGCAAUCGCCAUCGCUGGCGUCCCGACUCUCGCUUCAUCAACCUCUGGUCCGUCGAACGGCAGCUGUUGCCGUCUGCCGCUGACUGACUGCCUGACAGCCGCCAUUGUCCGUUCUCACAAUCCGUCGCUCUCCUGAGACAGCCUCCCGAGACAUCUUCUUUUCUUAGCACUCGGAGACGCCGGCCGUCCCGAUCCAUCCAUGUCUUUGCCGACCGGUGCUCUGCCAUCAAAUUAAUCAUCUCCGCCGUCCAAGACGCCCCCUAACAAACCUCUAUCGUCGCGACGUGAGAUACUGCCCGCCAAACGGGAUACGGACCACGCUUACGCCAUCCCUUCGCUCGACUCCGACACUGCCGUCCGCCGCCGUCGCGGUAGCGCAAGCCAUCAUCAUGGCCUUGCCAACGAGGCCUCUGGCCUCGACCCUCUUUGUGCUCUUGUCCUUGGGCUGCCUGCUACUGUCAACCGUCUUGGGCGCAGACACGGUCUACAUCAAGGGCUAUGGAAUCGAUGGCAAGGAGCGCGAGCUCGACGUCAAUCGAUACCCUGCGCUCUACACGCGCGACUUCGAUGAUUGCCUCGGCGGCGAGAGCUUGUUCAAUGUCACCAAAUUCGACGCGGCCUACUACGCCGACAAUCUCACUGUGCUUUUCCAUCUGGACGGCACCACAAACAUCCGAAAGGAGAGUCUCGUUCUGCACAUCGCGGUCGAGGCGUACGGCGAGAACCGAUUCAACUUGACGUACGACCCGUGCAAGGCCAACAUUGCGAGCUUGUGUCCACUAAACGCCACCGUGCCCGUCACCGCGUUCGCCGUCAUCCCCAUCUCUCCCAAUGAUGUUCGCGGCAUUCCCUCGAUCGCGCUCGGCAUCCCCGACCUCGAAGGCUUCGCACGCCUACGAAUCUUUGCCAAUUCGACACAGACCGAGAUUGGCUGUUUCCAAGCCGUCAUGACCAACGGCAACAGCUUUUCGCAGCCACAAUCUGUCGGUGUCGUCAUGGGCAUCCUGACCGUCUUUGCCGUGGUGGCUUCGUUCAUGACGGCCAUAUACGGUGUCAGCAUUGCGCAUAUGCGCAUGCACUAUGCGAACUCGUUCGCCGUGCUCGUCAUAUUCGAAACGUUCCAGUCCAUCUUCUUCUCGGGCACGCUGUCUGUUAAUUGGCCCAGUGUCCUCCCGGCAUGGUGGAGCAACUUUGCAUGGUCCGCCGGCAUGUUCGCCAACGACCAGCUCGUGCGAUCCAUCAGCUCCUUCACCGGAACCAACGCUGACAUUAGCCAAGUUGGCGGUGCGGGGUCUGUUCCCAUCAACAAUGGAGGCGGCCUGACACAGCAAAUCUACGGCAGGUCUCUGACUGAGCUGAUGACGAUUGACAGACACGACGCGCCUGCUCUUGCGCGCCGGGCGACGCAUAACGCCAGCGAUCCAUACGACUACACCUGGAAUGGCGGGCCUCGGAUCCCAGGCAUGCCUAUGCCGGGCACCUGGCCGGGUUUCGGCGGCACCCUGUCGGCUGUCAAUAUCCCCCCUGCCGAGGCCUUCCUCGUUGGCUUGAUCUGGUUCCUCGUCAUCUUCGGCGGCAUGGCAGUACUAAUCGUGCUAGCCAAGCUUACUCUGGAUCUGCUGGUCAAGCUCAAGGCCAUCAAGACGGACGGAUUUGACUAUUUUCGCUCUCACGUCGGUGGAUACCUCGUCUCGACCCUGCUCCGAACGCUCUUAAUCGGCUUCUUCGCCAUGAUGACCCUCGCCAUGUUCCAGUUCUCGGCGCGAGGCCCGGCAGGACCUACUGCCGUGGCAGCCAUCGUCUUCGUCAUCUUUCUGGCUGGCCUGGGCGGCAUCACCGCCUACGCCUGUUACUUUAGGCUCCGGGACGGCAAAUUCGAGGUCGGCCCCGACACGGUGCGGCUGGAACGCGGGACCAUCUUUAAGAAGGUGCCGUUCUUGGCUACAACCAGGGAGAGCCAGCUGGGCGAGCGGGAAACGGCGGACCGGCGAUACUUGGUCGGCACAAUCCCCUUCUUCCGCAUCAAGUUUACCGACCACGACCCAAACAGGACGCCUGUGCACCAGGAUGAGGCGUUUAUCAAGAGGUUCGGAUGGCUGGCCGCGCGAUACCGUCGCUCGAGGUGGUGGUUCUUUGCCGUGUACGUGGGCUACCUGUUCGUCAGGGCAUGCUUCGUCGGGGGCGCCGUGCGCAGCCCACUGGCUCAGGUGUAUGGGCUGUUCAUCUUUGAAAUCCUGGCGCUCCUCAUCAUCAUCAAGAUGAAUCCGUUUGAGGGCAACCGAAACACGGCAAUCGCCGUCUGGAUGCUCUCUAUAUCCAAGAUCAUCACGACGGGCCUGUCUAUUGCCUUUCUGCCGGACUUUAACAUCAACCGCAUUGUCGCCACGGUCCUGGGCGUCAUCAUCAUAGUUGUCCAGGGGUUUCUCGCGGUGGCUGUCUUGAUACUCAUUGGGCUCGGCAUGCUAUCAAGCUGGAUGUCUCUAUCGCGCAACCGAGAAAAGUUCCCCGGCCUGCUUGAGCAGUCCCGAGUCCGAUACUUUGAGCAUAUCGACGCGCGGGCCGGAGACCUGCCUCCGCCGCCGAAGACGAAGGAGAAGAAGAAGAAGAAGGGGGAGAAGGAAAAGCAGCCAGAGCCGUCCCAGCCUUACUUCAACGUUCGGGACGUGCGGCGGGCUCCCAAGAUUGAGGAUGAGUCUGCCACGGCGGAGGGGGUUCUCGAGCCACCCGGCCCUCCUGGGCUAUCCAGUGCCGCAGCUAGCAUCCGACGCAGCCGAGCGAAUAGUGCAAGCUCGCGCUGCUCGGUCGCCAGCGUCUCCCGCCCCGGUCGACCGCAUCGCACAUCUUGGAGCACCAAAGAUGUUGCGCAGUGGGACGCCGAGAUGAGCAGGGGAGACAGCGCCAGAACCUCGCGCGGAAGUUCCUUGCGACUGUCCGGGCUCGCCAACCGAGACUCUCAUGGCACCCAUACGCCGACAAGAAGACCUCCGAUGACGCCAAUGGAGGAAUCCUUUGAGGACCCCAUGCUAGACAUUCCACCAAACAUUGCCGAGUCGACAUCGAGGACUGGGUCGUCUCUUGGUGAGUCGGAGGAGGCCAGGAAGAAGGAAAACAUGACGGAGGAGAGGCCGCCAGUGACGCCUUUGACGGCAUCGAGCCACGAAGAGUCCAAGGGCGAGACGCUGGAAACGGAUACGGCCGACACUGAUCCGGAGACCAACGCUCAGAGGGACGAGCCGGACACAGGGGCGCCUCAGAAAACCGAGGAUGGGACGAAGGCCUCUACGACACAAUAAUCGGGCACUUCGCGUCUUUUGUGUGCUGGCGCCCGACGUGCUCGGAGACUGGCUAGCUACCGGGAUAAAGGGAGAGCAUGAAGCGGCAUUGAAGUCGCCUGGCUUUGAGAUCAGGCAGGCGUUGGGGAGUGAAUUUCAUACACAUCAUCAUAGGGUACCGUCUAUAUAGAUAGAGGCUAGGAUUCGGCUUUACUAGAACGUCGAGAAUGGUUUAAGGCAUCGCGGGUUUAAGCCUUAGUAAUAGAACUAUCCAUUAUAACAAAUAUAAUUACGUAAGUAUAGCU